Messenger RNA from Neoarthrinium moseri, 1767 nucleotides. RefSeq lists its product as uncharacterized. Gene Ontology annotation, molecular function: Hsp90 protein binding. NCBI's taxonomy places the organism in Eukaryota, Fungi, Ascomycota, Sordariomycetes, Amphisphaeriales, Apiosporaceae. The record is from RefSeq and is a predicted model, not a curated record. Bases 1 to 1767 code for a protein of 588 amino acids. The transcript has 3 exons.
AUGUCGACUGCGGACGAGCUCAAGGCUCUCGGCAACAAGGCCAUCGCCGAGAAAAAGUUCGACGAGGCCAUUGAUGCCUUCACCAAGGCCAUCGACAUCGACGCCACCAACCAUGUCCUCUACAGCAACCGCUCCGCCGCCUACGCCUCCAAGAGGGAGUGGGACAGCGCCCUGAAGGACGCCGAGAAGACCACCGAGAUCAAGCCCGACUGGCCGAGGGGCUGGGGCCGCAAGGGUGCCGCCCUGCACGGCUCGGGCGACCUGCUGGGCGCCCACGAUGCCUACGAGGAGGGCCUGAAGCACGACCCCAACAACGCCGGCCUCAAGAGCUCCCUGGCCUCGGUCAAGCGGGCCAUGGAGCAGGAGGCCGGCGGCGACUUUGGCGGCGACCCUCUGGGCGGCAUGGGCAAGAUGUUCAGCGACCCCAACCUGCUGCAGAAGCUCAUGACCAACCCCAAGACCAGCGGCUACUUUGCCGACCCGUCCUUCGUCGCCAAGGUGCAGCAGCUGCAGAAGAACCCCCAGAUGUCCCAGGACCUGUUCAGCGACCCCCGCAUGAUCCAGGUUCUGGGUGUCGCCAUGGGCGUCGACAUGGAGAUGCGCGACCCUAGCGACAUGCCCGCCGGCGCCUCGUCGUCUGGCGCCAAGGAGGCCGAGGAGGACGUGCCCAUGCCCGAUCGCCCGGCUGCCCAGUCCAAGCCUGAGCCCAAGAUGGCUCCCGAGCCCGAGCCCGAGCCCGAGUUGGACGAGGAGGAGCUCGCCAAGAAGAAGGCCAAGGAGGAGGCCGACAAGGAGAAGGCCCUCGGAACCGAGAACUACAAGAAGCGCAACUUUGACGAGGCCAUCAAACACUAUAGUGCCGCUUGGGAGCUCCACAAGGACAUCACCUACCUGAACAACCUGGGUGCCGCUCAGUUCGAGAAGGGUGACUACCAGGCCUGUAUCGAGGCCUGCACCAAGGCCAUCGAGGAGGGCCGUCUGAUCUACGCCGACUUCAAGAUGAUCGCCAAGUCGUACGCCCGUAUCGGCAGCGCAUACGAGAAGCAGGGUGACCUGACCUCGGCCAUUGACAACUACAAGAAGUCUCUGACCGAGCAUCGCACGCCAGAUGUCAGCGCCAAGCUCCGCGCCGCCGAGCGUGCCAAGAUCGAUUCUGCAAAGAAGGCCUACAUCGACCCCGAGAAGGCCGAGCAGGCCCGCCUGGAGGGCAACGAUAAGUUCAAGGCCCAGGACUUCCCCGGCGCCGUCGCGGCCUACACCGAGAUGACCAAGCGCGCACCAGAGGACCCGCGCGGAUACAGCAACCGUGCCGCGGCUUUCGUCAAGCUCUUCGAGUUCCCCAGCGCCCUCGACGACUGCGAUAUGGCCAUCAAGAAGGACCCCAAGUUCAUCCGUGCCUACAUCCGCAAGGCUCAGGUCUACUUUGGCAUGCGCGAGUACUCCAAGUGUAUCGAUCAGUGCAACGAGGCGACGGCAAUCGACAACGAGCACCACAACGGCGCCAACGCCCGUGAGAUUCAGCAGCAGCAGGAGAAGGCUCUGUCCGCCAUGUACUCGGCACGUGACAACGAGACGGAGGAGCAGACCAGAGAGCGCCUGCAGAAGGACCCCGAGAUCAUGGCGAUUAUGCAGGACCCAGUCAUGCAGUCAAUUCUGCAGCAAGCUCAGUCCGACCCUGCUGCGCUGCAGGAGCACAUGAAGAACCCGGCGAUCCGGACAAACGUUCAGAAACUCGUUGCAGCAGGUGUCAUCCGUAUGGGUCGAUAA